AGCACGAGGACUUCACGCACAGUACAGUACUACCGCUAGUACCGGUAGGUGCGUCCAAAGGCUUUGACGGAACGUGGGCGGUUGCUCGUUCGUGGACGGGGGUGUCCAUAGUACUGAAAAUACGUAGAAAUCCCGUAGAAACACGAUGGACAGGAGGGGUAAACGUCCAAGACUGUCACUCAUCUGGACUGCGAGCCGCAGCAUCACAAUCACAAGGCAAUGUUGAGACAACCUUCUGCCUUUUAAUAAAAACACUGUCUCGAAACAAUAGCAAAGAAGCGACGUCAUGCCCACUGGCUUGGAAGAGGCUUUGGCGGCCGUCACCGCUGCAUUUUCGGUUUGUGACAUAGCUAGCAGCGCCGGAGCCCCCGUCGCGAGCACAAGUACGCUGUACGCUGCAAAGAGAAAUUCCUUGGCGCAACCAGAAAUCGUGCAAUCUUUGAACCCCCCGGAAGGGACCCUGAAGCGGACAACCCUCCGUAUCUGUCCCCAGUUGCGAAAGCGAUCGUGGAGAUUUAUCAGAAACCGCUUCCUCGUCGCUCAUAUGUGCUUUAUGCUGAUGCGUUGACUGGCAAGACUGCGGCUGCCAGGCACAUCAUGAAGACAAUGUUGGAAUCAUGAUUGGAGGCCUUGCCCCGAACGAGGACUACUUCUCACAGAUGGCAAACUUGCUGGGCGCCACCGGUGCGAAGGGUUGGGCAUGGGCUCUGAUCCAGGCAUUGGUGCCCGAUCCAACGGCGGAGCCACAAAGGGCGCAUUCGAUCAUCAUUCUCGAUGAGUUCAAUUCGGCUGGGCCCGGCGAUAUUAACAUUCGUUUGCCAAAAUGCUUUACAAGGCUCUUACUGACAAAUCUAUUUACUUGUUGAUUAUGACCCAAGACAAGAGCGUCGGGGAUAAACUGGCCGACCUUAACAAUCGGUCCAAAAUCACUGCGCUGCCUGGUGCUGUUAACAACCCAGGAGAACCAAUGGGAAAAGCUUUCGAUUGGAAGCCGAUGCCGUGGGACACUGCCCUCUUGACGAAAUACCUCAAAAAUUUGGACCGUGGAAAGAACGCCGCAAUUUUCAAAGACAAAACGAGCGAAGUGAGCUCAACUGGCUGGACCGUCCCAUGACUCCGCACAAUGCUCGAUGGAAGUAUGAGGAGAAAAUUGGCAAUGCAUUUGACGAAGAAUUGAAUAAAAAAUGAUGGAUCUGUAUGGAGCAGACAGCUAAAAAGUUCCACCAAAGCCAAAGGAUGAACGCAGCCGUCGGGGUCUUCUGAGGAGGCUUCUGCUGCUUCCAAGCGGAACCAGAUCUACCCCGUUUUUAGAAGAAGGGUUUGGGGGUUUCCACUAGACCUAGUUGGUCUUUCUCCAGUGGUCCAGCGUGGUUAGACUCACUCGACUCCGUAUUCGAGGAAUAGCCACCUAUACCGUAUGUACUAGUCUACCGUAAACGACGGCCGCGCUUUGAUGCUUCUGAAACUGUUGCCGUGGUUAGACUAACUAGUGUGAGCAAUGAUGGCGUUGAAGAUGAAGGUACGGCCUAGUGACAGGUUUCGAUCCAACUCAACGAUUGCAUUUCAGCCGUCGAUCCAUCCAUCCACACAUCCACUGUUGUGGUUUUUAUCAAAUCUGGGCCAAUGGUAUUCUAUUAUUAAUACCGUACUCCAAUGACUUCUUUUGCUUCUUUGGAGACCUUUCCAUGCGUCGAAACGAUGUCGGCCUUUCGAGGAGUAACCACUAGAGCGGGUAGAGAAGAAUUGUGACAUCCACUAUGUGCAGCAGUAUGCAAGGCCAUUUCGGCUGGCUGUUGUGCGGUAGUGUGAUGAAAAAUUGGGCCAGGGAAGACGUUGUAUCAACGUUUUAGUUCUUGCUGCGAAGGCCUCGCUUUAUCUCCGAGGGGGUAGCUAUGCAUAACUGCGCUGCUUCGGAUACUGCCGCCAACAAAGAAGCAAGCUGCCCUCAUGAUUAGCUAAAACGCCACCAAGGUUCUGGUAGCAGGUACCUGCACAGAACUAGUCAGUUGUUCAAAUUCAAAGUGAGGUCCAGACGAGUUAGUUGCCUUCAUCCCUGCGUCGGGCUGUCGACAGAGAAAACUGCCGCGCAGCCAACAACAACUAACUGGGACCGGACCAUUACUUUGGCUCAUAACCAAAUCGUCGCUUCAUCCCAUCACCGGGAUGUCCAUCCAUCGGACCAUCCAAACAUACCAACAACAACA
Messenger RNA from Seminavis robusta, 2204 nucleotides. Lineage: Eukaryota; Bacillariophyta; Bacillariophyceae; Naviculales; Naviculaceae. The record is from the annotation of a GenBank genome assembly.